GAGCGCCGGAGAGCGAGGCCCCAUGGCGGGCCCCGGGGACGACGCCUCGGCCGCCCUGGACGAGCUGUCCCGGAACUUCACGUACUGGGAGCCGGGCGCGGGCAACGGCUCGCUGUCGGGCGCAUGGUACCGCAGGAACCAGAUUCACCUUCUUGGAGUUUUGCUUGCCAUUUUAGGAAACUUUGUAAUCAGCAUUUCCCUAAAUAUCCAGAAAUAUUCUCAUCUUCAGUUGGCACAAGAAGAGCAACCAAAGCCAUACUUUAAGAGUGUGCUUUGGUGGGGUAGCAUCCUACUGAUGGCUCUGGGAGAAACAGGGAACUUUGCAGCUUAUGGAGUUGCCCCCAUCACUGUCAUUGCACCGUUAGGCUGUAUGUCUGUUACAGGUAGUGCCAUUAUUUCUGUUAUGUUUCUGAAAGAAAAUUUGAGAGCUUCAGAUUUACUAGGUAUAACAUUGGCCUUUGCAGGAAUAUAUUUAUUGGUGAACUUUGCUCCAAAUAUAACUCAGGCUAUCUCAGCAAGGACAGUACAGUAUUACUUUGUUGGCUGGCAGUUCCUGCUCUACAUGAUUUUAGAAAUACUAAUUUUCUGCAUCCUCCUAUAUUUCCACAAAAGAAAAGGAAUGAAGCACAUUGUGAUUCUGCUGAUGCUGGUGGCACUUCUAGGUAAGGCCCGACUUUGUAUUCUUACUCUCAAAUGGUUCCUGAAUCAAGCCACGAAACUCUACACUACAACAAUGGUGGUUCCAGUUAACCACAUUUUCUUUACAACCAGUGCCAUUAUCGCAGGUAUCAUAUUUUACCAGGAAUUCCUUGGUGCUGCUUUUUUCACCAUAUUUAUAUAUCUUUUUGGGUGCUUUCUGUCAUUCCUUGGUGUGUUUUUGAUGACAAGAAAUCGAGAAAAGGAACAUCUGCAACAGUCCUACAUUGAUUUUGGAAAUAUUCCUGGGAAACAAAUGUUGGACAAAAUACAACCAGAUUCAAAUGGCUUAUCCUAUGGAACCUUGCCUGAUGGAAGUGACUCAACAAAGAGCCAAAGUGGAGAGAAGAAAGACGCCUGAAAUGCCGAGGGGGAUGGCUGUUGGCCUGUUAUUCGAUACCACCUUUUUAAAAAAUUGCACAUGUUCAAUUUGUGUCAGCAGCUAU
Messenger RNA from Castor canadensis (American beaver), 1142 nucleotides. NCBI's taxonomy places the organism in Eukaryota, Metazoa, Chordata, Mammalia, Rodentia, Castoridae. The record is from RefSeq and is a predicted model, not a curated record.